Columba livia (rock pigeon) is the source of this 1754-nucleotide messenger RNA. RefSeq lists its product as uncharacterized. The transcript is spliced from 16 exons. Bases 10 to 1503 code for a protein of 497 amino acids. Lineage: Eukaryota; Metazoa; Chordata; Aves; Columbiformes; Columbidae. Gene Ontology annotation, molecular function: protein binding. The record is from RefSeq and is a predicted model, not a curated record.
UGUGGCCAUAUGGCGAUGUCGGUCGGUCCGUGCCCGCGCCAGAGGCGGGUGGGUGUGAGCCGGAGGGUUCCCCCCGCGGGGCCGGGCUGCUCCGCUCCCGGGGCGGGGCCGGUUCCCGUUCCCGUUCCCGGUUCCCGUUCCCGGUUCCCGUUCCCGGUUCCCGUUCCCGGUUCCCGUCCGGCGCAGCCGCCGCCGUGGGACCCCCCAGGCCGGCGGGACGAGCCCAUGGCCCGGAAGGAGCCGCUGCUGAGCGCCCUUAAAGGCGGGGUGCUGCGGCUGCGGGAGGGUGGGGGGCCCUGCACGGAUGCCUCGCCACACCUCACAUCCCUCUGCCAGCUGCUGGAGAGCAUCCUGCGCAAGGGGCUCCGACAACCAUCCUGGGGCUUCAGGAGACGGGAUUACUGGCACUGGCUGGAGCAGCUUCCCACAGAGGACAGUAGCAGGCCGACACCUCUCUCCAUCAGCAUCCAGAAAGCCAGCAGCUGUGAGAAGGUCCAGACGACGCAGGGUCGCGGGCGGUACUUUCUGCGCUUGGCCCUGCAAGGGAAGGUGCUGGCGGCAGCCGUGCGGCAGCUGGCACAGACCCCCCGGCUCCUGGAGUUUUAUGAUCCGGUGAGCUCCAUCCUUGGCAAUGAAGACCUCCUGGAGCCUUUCCUCUCACUGCUGCUGGUGGUGACAGAGAUGGAUUUCUCCCUGGACCUGCAGAAUUGCAGUUUCCUGGAUGAAAGCUGGCUGCUGCCGGUGUGCAUCACUUACGAGACGGUCCCAUGCCGAGUGCUGGGGAUGGUGCUCAGAUAUGUGGAUGGCCGGGUCUUUGUCACCGAGGUGCUCCCUGAGAGCCAGGCGGAGGUGGAUGAGGUAGUGCUGGCCGGUGACAUCCUCGAUGAGAUCAAUGGCUGCUCACUGAGAAAUGCCUACAAUGGGCAGGCUGGGGCGGUGCUGCAGAAGCUGAAGGGACAACCUCUCAGCUUCCGCCUGCUGCGGUGGUGGUGGCAUGACGGGGCGGUCUAUGAGCCGCUGCUGCCCUACCUGAAGGUCCUGAAGGAGAAGGAGCCCAAAUUUCAGCUCCAGCGCGGCCCCCGAUGUGAGGGGCGGACACAGAGGCUGCAGGGGGGCAGGCUGCUCUACAACCUGAAGUAUCUGGGCCAGACCCGCGUUGGAGAGUACGGUGGCAAAGAGGUGCUGGAGCGGGCCAUCCCCGCCGUGCUGGAGAGGCACCUGGCAGCACAGGAGGUUUUAUGUGAUGUGAGGGAAGCAGAAGUCCUUGUACAGGAGAAGACUUCUUCCAAGCUCCUGUGCCGCCACCCCUACCCCACCAUCUCCUGCGUGGGACGCUGCCUGGACCGCAGCCACAUAUUUGCCUUCUGCGUGGCCGCUUCCCCCGGGAGCCCUGAUGGGAGCACGUUUGACUGUCUGGUGUUUGCAGCGAGUUCUGAGCAAGAAUGUGAGGAAAUCAUCAGGAGAAUCGCUGCAGGAUUUAAGCACACGGAGUGGUUUGUGUGACACGGGACAGCCCUGGCUCCAGAGCGAUGCAGACCCUGGCUCCUGGGAGCUGCGUUGGGUUUCAAGUUUUCAGGCUGUUGUGGAAGGAAAUGCUGUAAAUGCAUUUGCUCUCUGAACAAUGGUGCAGUGGGGCAGCGUUGACUCACCUCCUGCUCUCUAGCGUAAACCAUCACUGUUCUUACUGAAAUGCCACUUCUGCCACAGCACUUUGAAUUUCAUUGAAAUAAAUCCAGAUAAGCUGGCUGAACCAC